Messenger RNA from Schistosoma turkestanicum, 2572 nucleotides. The record is from the annotation of a GenBank genome assembly. NCBI's taxonomy places the organism in Eukaryota, Metazoa, Platyhelminthes, Trematoda, Strigeidida, Schistosomatidae.
GUUUUCAUUUAAUUCUCUUAUCAUAUGCACAGAAUAUUGUUUUGAACGUAAAUCUUAUUGGUUAAUUCCAUGUGCAAAAAGUCGAUAAUUUUCCCUUGCAAAAGGAUAGAAUUGGCAUACUGUAUAUGAAGAGAGAGAAAUUAUUUCUACUGUAGGUAAAUCUUUGAAAGGAAGUUGUACUAUUCAAUCAAAACCCUAUAACUAAAACUUUUUACCAGUGUAUAUAUAUAUAUAUAUGCGUAAAAAAAAUCUUCAUCAUCAUCAUCAACAUCAAAAGACUAAGAGAACUACUACCUUUCAAAAAAUAUCAACCAAGAACAAAUCUCAUAAUUCCAAUUCAAAUAAAGUGACGACAAUUCAACAGUCGAAUAAUUCUGAACUAAUUCAGAAAACUUCUAAUCUGAAGAAAUUUAAAACUAUCAUCACACAACAAUUUUACAAUAUGAUGAAUAAAAAAUUUCUACUAUCUUGUUCAUUAAUUUUAUGCUUUUAUCUAUGUAUUGUAUUGAUAAAAUCUACAUCAUUUGAAAAUAAAUUCAAUCAAGAUGAGAAUGAGAGUAAUAAUAAAAAACCAUCUAAUUUAUUAUAUGUAACAUUGAAUGCAGACAAUGUAAAUCAUGAUCAAGAUUUCAAUCAAGAGCUGAAUAAUGAAUAUGACCUACAAAUGCAACAACAUUCAAAUCGUUUAAUGCCGCCAACAUUAUGUAUUGGUGUGUUAGUUCGUAACAAAGCUCAUACUCUACCAUAUUUCUUAAAUGGUAUAGAAAAACAACAAUAUCCAACUAAACGUAUUAUAUUAAUAUUUUAUCUUGACAAUACAAUUGAUUCAAGUGAAAUAAUAUUGAAUGAAUGGAUUCAAUGUAACAAAGAUAAAUAUCAUAAAAUAAUUUUUGAAACUGAAAAUUCGAAUACAACUGAGUCAGAAUAUAAAAAUUUGAGUAAAAUGUGGACUGUUGAUCAUUAUCUACAUGUUAUAAGUUUACGUCAAAAAUUAUUAGAUAAAGCUCGUGAUCUAUGGGCUGAUUUUUAUUUAUCUAUUGAUGCUGAUGUGAUUCUUAUGAAUCCAUUGACUAUUGAACAUUUAAUAAAUGUCAUGCUUGAAUCGAAAUCUAAUACAAAUUCUAAAACUGAUGAAAAUAUAAUAAUUUUGGCACCAUUGAUGAAUUGUACCUCAUCUGAACAUUAUUCAAAUUUUUGGGGAGCAAUGCCUGAAGAAUGCUACUAUUUACGUUCAGAGCAUUAUUUUGAUUUACAAAAACGUCGUAUACAAGGUAUAUAUCCUGUAGCUAUGGUACAUUCAAUAUUUUUAAUUAAUUUACAAUUUUAUCAAUCGGAACAAAUUGGUUAUUCACCUGCACCAAUAAACUAUACAGGACCAAUUGAUGAUAUGAUCAUAUUUUCUAGAUCAGUACAACGUGCAGAAAUUGAUUUCUAUUUAGAUAAUACACAAUUUUAUGGAUAUAUACCAUCACCGGUUGAAGAACAAGAUCUUGGUUUAUAUUCACAAGAUUUAAAUCAUGCAUGGCUUUUACGUGAACAAGAUCUAUUUGUUCAUUUACGUUUACAAGCAAUUAUUGAUCAAGAGGAUAAACAAAGAGUUCUACCAUCGGAAUGUUUAUUGCAUAUUGCUGAAAAUCAGCUACCGAAAUCAGAUAAAUUAAAUUUUGAUGAAAUUUAUUUUAUUAAUUUAUUAAGACGCCCUGAUCGUCGACAAAAAAUGGAAUAUAUGUUUCAUCAAUUAGGUAUCAAUGCGAAACAUCAUGAAGCUGUUGACGGAAAAAUGUUAACUAUAAAAGAUUGUGAUGAAUUAGGAAUUAAACAACUUCCAGGUUAUACAGAUCCUUAUCAUAAUCGAUCGAUAAAAUUUGGAGAGAUCGGUUGCUUUUUAAGUCAUUAUAACAUAUGGACUGAGAUGAUCAACAAUGGUUAUAAUCGUAUACUAAUUCUUGAAGAUGAUUUACGUUUUGCUCCCGCUUUUGUUCGUAAUUUAAAAAAAGUUAUUAAAGAAGCAGAUGAAAAUGUUUUGAAUUGGGAUCUACUAUAUAUUGGACGUAAAAGAAUGUCAAAAUCAGAGAAACGUGUACCGAAUACAACUAGUUUAACUUAUCCUGAUUAUACUUAUUGGACACUUGGUUAUAUAUUGAAUAAAAGUGGUGCAGAAAAAUUAAUUAAUCAAAAACCUUUGCAAAAAUUAAUUGCUGUCGAUGAAUAUCUUCCAGUUAUGUUUGAUAAACAUCCUAGAAAAGAUUGGUUAGUUCAAUUUGAACCACGUGAUUUAAUUGCUUUAUCAGCUGAACCAUUAUUGGUUGAACCACAAAGGUAUACUGGUGAAAAACUUUAUGUAUCUGAUACAGAAGACUCUGAAAUUUUCCCUACUGAUUAAAUAAUAUUUGUUAAAAUAAACAAACAGAAUAAUGAAAUGAUAUUGUACACUUUCUUUACAAUUUGUACAUUCCUUAGUAGGAUUUAUUUCAUUUUUUUUUUGUUAAAAAAUAAAAACUUAUGGUCCAUUGAAUUUUGAAAAAAACACGGAGGCCAUUUUGUGUUGUAGGUGAAUUCAUAUUUACAAAAA